Funneliformis caledonium is the source of this 1950-nucleotide messenger RNA. The record is from the annotation of a GenBank genome assembly. NCBI's taxonomy places the organism in Eukaryota, Fungi, Glomeromycota, Glomeromycetes, Glomerales, Glomeraceae.
AUGAAGUAUAACCUUCCCAAUUCUUCUGGAUCAUCAUCAUCAUUGCUUCUUAGUAUGAAUCAACAACAGAGUGAUAAGUUUGAAAGCAUUCUUUUCGCUUGGAAAUCAACAGAUGAUAUCAAUGUAUUAUUUUCGAAACGAGAAAAUAAUCUUGAUAAUGAAGAUAAUUCGUUCUCGGUAAUGGAGUUGGAUGAUGUAGAUUUUGAUGAACUCGAUAUCUCGCUACCACUAGAAGAUGAGGAAAAAUUUUUAGAGGAUCUAAAUCUUUAUCUUGAUGGUUUUUCAAAUUUAUGUAGACAAAUGCAUUCAUUGGAUUUAAUAAAACGUACAAAUGAUGUUUUAGAAGAAUUAUUAUGUGAGGAGAUUGAAUUAAAAAUUCAGAAUACAUGUAAAAGAACUUUUGAUAAACCUAUGCUUAGACGUUCUACAAAGUGGUUAUAUUCUACGGUCUAUCCUUGGCUACAAAUUAUAUUAUCCUGUAACUCUCACCUUUCACAUGGAUCUGUUGAAGAUGAAUUGGUGACUUGGUCAAAACGAUUAAAUUAUCAUUUUUGCAUGGUGUUCUGUGACUCAAGGAUUUCAGAAUUAUUCGACGUGAUUGUUGAUUUCCCGGAUUCAAAAAUUGCUAUUGAUGAUCUAAUUAUGUGUAUGAAGAGAUUAGACAAAGAUUAUAGACUUCGACUUGUUGAAUCACUCCAUAUAGCGUUUCGUAAAAGAUUGUUAAUCCCGGGAGCUGGUACAAUGGACAUAAUUAAUACAUAUAUUUCUACUAUAAAGUGCUUGAGAUUAUUAGAUCCAUCUGGUGUGCUUUUGGAAAAAAUCACGGGACCAUUUAGAAGUUAUCUAAGAACACGGGAAGAUUCUGCUAGAUAUUUAGUAAGCAAUUGGAUGGAUGAUAAAAAUGGAAAUAAUGAAUUGAUUGAAGAGUUGGGCCGUACCGAAGAACCUAUGGAUAAUCAACAGAAUGUUGAUAAUUGGUUACCGGAUCCAAUGGAUGCUGGCCCAGGUUAUAAAUCAUCAAUGUAUCGAUCUGCCGAUAUAACAAAUUUACUUGUUAGUUUAUUUGAUUCUACAGAAUUAAUUACAAAAGAAAUUCAAAAUCAAAUGGCAUCUUAUUUAUUAACUAAAACUGACUAUGACACAGAGAAGGAGCUUAUUAAACUAGAAUUAUUUAAACUUCGAUUUGGGGAAGCAAAAAUGUCUGCAACCGAGGUUAUGAUUAAAGACAUUGCCGAUUCAAAAAGGAUUGAUUCAUUUAUUCGUAGUAAUGAUAAUCCAGUUAGAAGAAAUGAUCCCGAAGAGAUGAUAUUGCACGGUAUCGUAAUAUCCAGGUUAUUCUGGCCUACUCUCAAGGAUGAUGAUUUUGGUGUACCAAAAAUAAUUGCCGAAAGAAAGUUACAAUGGUUAAAAUCACUAGGAAAGGUUCAAAUAGAAUUAGAGUUACAAGAUCGUACAUUGGAAUUUGAAGUCUCGCCUAUUUAUGCUACAAUUAUUCAGUAUUUUCAACAACAAGAUAAAUGGAAUUUAAAUGACUUGGCAGAAAAAAUCAAAAUCGAACCUUCAAUGUUGAAAAGCAAGAUGAGUUUCUGGAGUGAUCGUGGUAUUUUGAAGGAAUCAUCGAAUGAUGAAUGGAUGUUGUUAGAAACUGCCGAAGAUAAUUCUAAUAAAGGGUUCGUAUCAAAUGAAGAAAGUGGUAAUAAUAUUUUACAAUCGUUAGCAGAGCAAAAAGCCGAAGAAUUUAAAAUGUAUUGGGUUUAUAUAGAAAACAUGUUAAAAAAUCUUGGUGGCAUGACAUUAGAGAAAAUUUAUGGUGUCUUAUGUUCUGUGGCCGAACCGUCAUCUUCAUCAAAUGGUAUUGAUAAUAGUUUAGAGGAUUUAAAAAUGUUUUUAAAUCAAAUGGUUGAAGAAGAUAAGUUAGAAUUUCAAGGUGGAAUUUAUAAGUUAAAAUAA